Darwinula stevensoni is the source of this 1450-nucleotide messenger RNA. Lineage: Eukaryota; Metazoa; Arthropoda; Ostracoda; Podocopida; Darwinulidae. The record is from the annotation of a GenBank genome assembly.
UGGCCUUGUUUAAAAAAGGCGUCCGGGCAGUGCAAAUGGUUGGUCGAGCAACUGAACUGGGAAAGGAGCACAAUUCAGCUGGAGGGAAAGGGUUACUAAAGGCGGCGGUGGUAUUGCAAAAGAGUGGGCCCAAAACCGGAGUCCACGGUAUGGGCAUGAACCAUCACACUCAUGAGAAACAAAAUCACGAACCCUCCAACACGAUGAAUACGAAUGGCUCCACGUAUGCUGGUUAUCAUCUUGCCUACGAAAUCAAGAAACUCAUGCCGACAACCCGGAAUAGCAGCGGAAACAAUGCUAAUCAAAAUGGUGGAGGGCUUCAGGUUGGGAUAGCCGACGAUCAAGCUCAGGAUUUCGAUUUUGAGAUGACGGAAAUGAAGUACGAUUCCACAGGGAUGUUCCAUUGGUGCCCGGCUCGUUCCAUGGAGGAAUGCAUCCUGGACCGAAACCAGGCGGCUAUGACGGUGCUGAACGGGCACGUGGUGGUGUGCUUGUUUGCGGAUCAAGAUUCCCCGCUGAUCGGACUGAGGAACCUGGUCAUGCCGUUGAGGGCCUCCAAUUUCCAUUACCACGAGUUGAAACACGUCGUGAUCGUCGGCUCUGUCGACUAUAUCCGGCGCGAAUGGAAGAUGAUCCAGAACCUGCCCAAGAUCUCCAUCCUCAACGGUUCUCCUUUGAGCCGGGCCGACCUGCGGGCCGUCAACGUGAACCUCAGUGACAUGUGCGUGAUUCUGUCUGCGAAGAUCCCGAGCAACGAUGACCCGACGCUGGCCGACAAAGAGGCCAUCCUUUCCUCCCUAAAUAUCAAAGCAAUGACCUUCGAUGAUACCAUCGGCGUCCUUUCGCAAAGCAAUCUGGGAACGCUGGGGAGUCCGAUCGUGCUCCAAAGAAGGGGUUCCGUCUACGGCAGCAACGUCCCCAUGAUCACAGAGUUGGUGAACGACAGCAACGUGCAGUUCCUGGACCAGGACGACGACGACGAUCCGGACACGGAGCUGUACUUGACUCAGCCUUUCGCAUGUGGAACCGCUUUUGCCGUUUCCGUCCUCGACUCCCUCAUCACUCCGGAGAGCUUGGAGAACCGGGAUCGCUGCCGAGUGGGGAUGAUCUCCCUCAAGGAUGGACCACUGGCUCGAUUCGGACACACCGGCAAAUACGGCCAUCUAUUCGUUUCCGCUCUCAACACUUACGGCAUGCUCUGCAUCGGGCUCUACAGGUUGAAGGAUACGAAUGCAAGUUCAGAGAGUGUCUCGUGCAAGCGUUAUGUCAUCACGAAUCCUCCGGGUGAUUUCCCGCUUUUAUCUUCCGAUCUGGUAUACGUGUUGAUGCAAUUCGAUCACGGGUUGGAGUACAAGGUGGGCCGUGGAGAGGGAGUAGGAGGAGGUGGAAAGGAUGGAGGAGGUUUGGGUGGAGGAGGAAAAUCCGGAGAUUCCUGACUAUUGCACUGUAG